Messenger RNA from Metarhizium robertsii ARSEF 23, 372 nucleotides. RefSeq lists its product as uncharacterized. The record is from RefSeq and is a predicted model, not a curated record. The coding region runs from base 1 to 372 and encodes 123 amino acids. The transcript has a single exon. Lineage: Eukaryota; Fungi; Ascomycota; Sordariomycetes; Hypocreales; Clavicipitaceae.
AUGGCGAAGUCUGGAGCUGCCCAAGUCCGGACAGAUCGUCAUGCCAUCAACAGAGAGCGCACAGCGGCUGCUGCCGCUGCCACUGCAGAAGCAGCUUUCAUUGUGCCUCCUGAGUACCAUCACCAUACCAAUGGUGGGGUUCUCUUCCGCGAGUCCGAGGGUGUGCAACGACUGAACAAGGUAUGGGCACGACAGGAGAUGCCCCGUGUGAAGAGUAGGUUAUAUGAUGCCAAGAUUCAUGACGGCGUCAAAUAUGAGCGAAAGGCGACUGGGUCUUUCAUGGGAAAGCUUGUAUCACAGGGUACAAUUAUCCAUAUUGACGGUGAGGAGUAUGUUGAAUACCGCGUUCUUACAAAGCCAUCGUUCUUCUAG